CGAGAGGGCUCGUCGAGCUUGCUGGCCGGGCCACGCAGUGCGCUCAAUUUGGACCCAGCGCUGCUAAGCGCUGCUCAGUAGCCUCAAAGCUGCGCGCAGAACGAGCGCGCCCACAGAAAUUCAGCUCUAAGGGCCGGGAAAAAACACCCACACAAGACGCCCCUGCCGCAUAUACGAAAUUAUACACCCCCCGCGCAUGGCCCCGCCGCGCGGCCCACGGAAAGAACACCAAAGGCAAGCGACGAGGCCGCCGCUGAGCCCGCCGCGCUCCUCGCCUACGAUGGCAGCGGUCGAAAAUCCGCCGGCGCCGCCCGUCCUCGAACCCGUCCAGCCGUCGCCGGAAUUGGUGCCGUCGCCGCCGCGCGAGGGCUUGAUUCCCAUGCCGAUCGGCGCCAUGGGCAUGCCCGUGCCGCCGCCCAUGUUCCUCGCGGGCGGUUUGGCCCCUUACCCGCCGCACUACGGCGUCCCCGGCCCGUACCCUCCCUUCGCGGCGAUGCCUGCCAGCUUGGUAACUAAUCCGCCGCCCCCCGACACGAUCUUCCAGGGCACCGUCACGAACUUCGGGCACUUCCCGAAGGACGGCACGGCCUCGAGGCACUGCUACGGCUUCAUCAAGGUCGACCACACGCACAACGAGGUCUUCGUGUCGGAACAGGACGCCCCGGACGGUUACUUGUCGCAAGGAGACCGCUGCGAGUUUCGCAUUGUCGACGCGAGGACGAACAACCGACGGACGGGCGCGAAGCAGUGGAAGGCCACGGACGUCGUCUGCAUUCAAAGAGUGACGCCGAUCCCCGAGCAGCGGCCGCGGCGACUUAGUAGAGUGUCUCCUCCGCAGUCGCAGCCCGACAAGGUCAAAGGUACACUACUGCCUCCCGGAGCUUUUGCACCGUUGUUACUUGAUGCGUGCGGCUGCGGUGCGCAUGCCGCUUUACUCGAGAAGGCCCAGAUCGACGAUGAUAUUUUAUUUGACACGAUUACGUUCGAGGACCUCCAGGCCGCGGGCCUGCCGUCGCUCGACGCGCGGAGGGUGAUUGCUCGUUUAGAACAGCUCAAAGCACCGUCAAAGUCUCUGGAACACAGCUUCCCUCCAUUAUCAAACGGCAAGGCGGCUCCGCCGGUCAAGGAGGAGGCGGGCUGGUCGCAGGUCGCGAAGCCGGUCGUUCCGGAGGCCGUAGUACCGGAGGCGCUCCCCGAGGAACCCCCUGUCAUCAUUGAGGCGCCGGCGCCGGCGCCGGCGCCCUCGCCGCCCGAGAAGCGGAAGAAGCGGCCCGCCAAGAAGAAGCCGGAGCCCGCGCCCGAGCCCGUCGCUCCGGAGCCGGAGCCGGUGCCCGAGUUGUCACCAGAGGAGAUUCAACUCCAAAGAGAUAUCGAUGAGGCCGUGAAGGCGUCCCAGGAGACCCAGGAGAGUUCCUGGAGCAGCGUGGUCAAGAAGGACCGCAAGGGCCGGCGCGCCGCGCGCGAGAAGCCAUUGUUAAAUGGAAAGAAGCCGUACGAGACGUUUACGCUCGAGAUUAAUGGUUCCAAUGCGUUGGAGGGGUGUCGGCUGUACAAAGAUAGUAUAGAUGAAGACUUAGAACAGCGUUUAGUCGAUACGGUGGACGACAUGCUCGCGAGGGACGCGCGGGGCACCUUGGGCGGCCAGCCCUUCCAAGGCGGCCGAGCCAGAAAGAUGAAACAAGGACAAAGUAGGACAGAUGUGCAAGCGGGCCCGAAGUUCGACGACUACAAGCACCAGCAGAUCCUGACCGAGGGCGACACGCUGGCCGACGGGUCACUAUUUGCUCCCGAGCCCAUGCCCGCUGUGGCUCGAGAAUUGCACGAUGCUCUCAUCAGACGAGGUGUCCUAUCAGAGGACGCGCCCUUCGCGGACAUCUUCCUAGCGAAUGUUUAUGAGAGAGGGCAGUUCACCUUGAACCACAUCGACGCGAAGUACAUCAAGCGACCCUUGAUCGUCACAUCUCUGUUAUCGUCGGGGACCAUGGUCUUCGGCAAGAAGCUCGCGCGGGACCAGGAGAAGAACGGCAGUCGCUUCUUCGGGAAGAACGGUGCUGGUACGAAGCAGAUCCGGCUGCCGCCUCGUAGCACGCUGGUGCUGGACGGCGUUUCUGCCAAUGACAUCCAGCACGCGAUCAACGGCGUCGACAAGCGGCGCAUGUCGAUCCUCAUGCGCAUCGCCGCGUAGAUGACACCGACCCGCGCCGGCGCUUGCGCGGGGACACACUAACUUGUGGUUUGAUG
Pelagomonas calceolata is the source of this 2241-nucleotide messenger RNA. Lineage: Eukaryota; Pelagophyceae; Pelagomonadales; Pelagomonadaceae. The record is from the annotation of a GenBank genome assembly.